AUGAAAAAUGCUCAACCACCCGACGGCUUUGGAAUCAAAACCAUGGAUGCAUCGACAAAUCAUGGAGCCACUACGGAAUCUCCAGUCCAAAUCCCCCGGAAAGCUUUGCCCGCAGAAGAACACCCUGAAGGCUCUGAGCGAGCCAUCGAGACUCCUGCCACAACUUCCCCGUCACCCAAGUCCUCUGAACAGAUGGAUUAUUCGGAAAUUCCACCACUGCACGCUUAUUUCACUUCACCUUCUUCCCGUAACGCCCAAGUGAAUUCGCCGGCUAUGGAACAAGCAAGGGUGCUUGAACAGCCCGCGACAAUGACGGGUCUCACGUUCCCGAACGUUUCUGAAAACACGGAGGCACUAUCUGUUAAAGCAGAAGAGGUAGCAUCAACCCAACCUCCAGCGCAGGCAAAUGAAUCUUCCUCUCUUGCAGCGAAACCAGUACAAUCGGAGCAACCCCCAACAGGGACUACUACGCCAUUGCCACUUACCUCUGAGCCAACAUAUCCUCUGACAGACAAACCAGUAACAGAACGGGUUACCCGGUCUGCAACCCGAGCGGCUGAAGCUGCCUUAUCUGUGGCAGAAGCAUCGGCAGAAGCGUCGACAGUAGCCGAACAAGCUACAGCCGAGAAAAAUGCUUCAAAACCUAAAGAGGAUGUCAACGCAGACGAUGAAGAAAAGGAAAUACGAGCGCAUGAGAGAAGAAAAAAGAACUCUCAGCCUAGCGUCAAGCAACGCAAAGCGGCUAUAGCGCCCAAACAGUUAACGGGGAAGAAGACGGAGGGGACGAAAAAGAAAAAUGAGAAGUAUCAAGUCAAAAAAAAGAUGGGAAAGAGAAAAUCUCCUUCAAAGCCCAAGGCCGAUGCCAAGGACACCCCCAAGAAAGCGAAAAAGCUCGUCAACAAGACUCCCAAUCCUCAGGAGCUUCCGCACAACCAGGGCCCAGCACCGACCGCAAAAUCUUCAGUGCCAGAAGUUACAGAUUUGACGGCUGGAUCAGACAAGGAAAACGAAAAGGCUGAGGAUGAAAAGGUCGAGGACGAAAAUGCCACCACACAGUCCGGUAUUCCAGAUGGCGAAGCAGGGAGCAUAUCUGCCGAGAAGUUAAAGCCAAAGAGGGAGAAAAAGGCUCCCUAUCUGAAUAUGAAGCUUGGAAAAACACCCUUCCCGGAUUGGAAAUUCCCCACACCAGAUCAAUGCAAGGAGGUCAAUGAUAUUCUCACCUUCCAUGAUUGUGAGAAGAGCCGACCCGAGGAGAUCCCGAAAGCCUCACGCGAUUUUGCAGGCUGCGGCGAAGUCCCAUUUGUCCUUGAUGCACUGAUCCGCACUCUCCUCAGUGGAGCCACGACGGGCUCAAAUGCCGCUGUUGCUUACGUUGGCCUUGUAAAAAAGUUCGGCACUCGAGAGCAUGGACUCGGAAAGGGGAGUGUGGACUGGGAGGCUGUUCAGAAAGCCGAGUUGAGAGAGAUUUUCAUUGCCAUUAAGGGUGGUGGUUUAGCUGAUAUCAAGAGCAAGAACAUUAAAGGUCUUCUCGACUGGGUCCAAGACGAGAACACGAUUCGUCGCGAUACCCUGCGUGCGGAAGUCACCGAGAUCGAGGCCCAGGGGGUACAAGAUGGAGAUCUUCAGCUGAAAAAGAAUGAACUCGCUUGCUUGGAUGACAAUAUCCUUUCUCUGGAGCAUCUCCAUGCCCUCAGCACUCAAGAUGCCAUGUCGGAAAUGAUCAAGUAUCCCGGCAUUGGCCCCAAGACCGCAGCAUGCGUUCUCCUUUUCUGUAUGCAACGUCCAUGCUUCGCUGUCGAUACACACAUUUUCCGACUCGCCGGCUGGCUUGGUUGGAUCCCCAUUGACCGUGCAACCGAGGUAUCUGGAUUCCUGCACUUGGACACGAGAAUUCCAGACGAGUACAAAUAUUCAUUGCACUGGCUGCUCAUUCGUCAUGGAAAGAUGUGUCCUCGAUGCCGAGCCGCGACAGGCGAAAAGAGCGCGAACUGGGACCAAGGAUGUCCCCUAGAAGAUCUUCUUACACGUACUGGAAAGCGCAAGGGUGGCUCUGAACUGGUUUCACGCCGCAAGAAAAGGACAAAGACUUCUAAAGGCAAACGGAUUACCCGGAGCCAGAAGUCUGCGGGUACUACGAAGGGCACGAAGAGUCCUCGCGCGAACGACAAGGCAAAAAUCAAGAAGACGCCUAAGGGGGAAACAGCCGUAGAGACUUCGGAGAGGAAAACCACGGGUAGGACCACGCUACCUGAGGUUACCGUGGAACAAGCCGAGGCUGACAUGGAAGUGGUCGAUCAAUAUGUCCCAAUGGUAGAUCAGAACGAUACUCCGGACAAAACUCAGGUGUCUACCAAGAAGCAGGAGAACCAGACCCUGAAACGGUUCGAAAAAAGGCUGGCCAGUAUACAUGGCAAUGAAUCGAGCAGAGGACGCAGGCGCUCAGCGCGAAUUGCUGCAACCGUCUGA
Messenger RNA from Penicillium argentinense, 2466 nucleotides. RefSeq names its product endonuclease III domain-containing protein. Gene Ontology annotation, molecular function: catalytic activity. The transcript has a single exon. The record is from RefSeq and is a predicted model, not a curated record. The coding region runs from base 1 to 2466 and encodes 821 amino acids. NCBI's taxonomy places the organism in Eukaryota, Fungi, Ascomycota, Eurotiomycetes, Eurotiales, Aspergillaceae. Gene Ontology annotation, biological process: base-excision repair.